Messenger RNA from Dujonia railenensis, 1971 nucleotides. NCBI's taxonomy places the organism in Eukaryota, Fungi, Ascomycota, Pichiomycetes, Serinales, Debaryomycetaceae. The record is from the annotation of a GenBank genome assembly.
AUGUCGAAGGCUAUUGCAUCUACAAAGGUUUUAGUCGGGGACGAUAUCAUUCCAGCUACCAUUAUCUUUUCUAUAGAGUCAGGUAAGAUUCUCAGCAUUGAACCCAGCGUUCUCAGCGCACACGAUCCGAUCUUGAGGAGAUACAACGUGUUGCUAGACCAAUACCGUGACGUAUCACCGCUUGUGGUUAUGCCAGGGUUUGUGGACGCCCAUGUCCAUUUAAAUGAACCUGGUAGAACUGAGUGGGAAGGUUUUGCAACCGGUACCCAGGCUGCUGCCUCUGGGGGUGUCACCACGGUGAUCGACAUGCCCUUAAACGCCAUCCCUCCUACAACCACUAUCGCCAACUUCAACUUGAAGAUAGAGGCUGCAAAGGGGAAAACCUGGGUGGACGUUGGAUUCUGGGGUGGAAUGGUGCCCACCAAUUUGGCCGAUUUAAAGCCUUUAAUCUCUAUGGGUGUAAGAGGGUUCAAGGGUUUCUUGAUUGAUAGUGGUGUUGAUGAGUUCCCAGCUAUUGAUCCAAAGUAUAUAUUGAAGGCUAUGGCUGAAGUGAAGGGCUCACCAACCUUGUUGAUGUUCCAUGCUGAAAUGCAACCUCACGAAAAGAACCAUCAUGCUGUGAGUGUGGAGGAUAUGGGAUUUAACAAGACUCCUAAGUUGAUCGUACAUGAUCACCAUCCCCACAAAGAACAAGCCAAAUUCAGUUUGGAAGUCGAUGACGACUAUGGCGAAAGAGAUGACUACAGGAAUGGUACAAGCAACGGCUCCGUGGGAACUGGUAACGUCAACGGAAAAGACAUUCCACUUCCAAAGAUCACGUCCAAUGAUAUUGAAGACAUCGAUCUCGGAAUGUCUGCAUCAUUUAUUUCAAGAGCUCCACAGCCAGUUGUUGAUUUACUUUCAGCACAUCCAUCCAGAAGACACGAGGAACACGACAACUGUAAGCUCCCACACAACCAUGCCGGAUCAAUGAACCAAUCAGUAUUAACAGAUGCCCAGGCCAAGGCUUUAUCCAAAUCUCCUUUACUUGCUACCGUAGAGCCAAAGAUUGGUAAAUAUGCCAACUUGGCUAACAAAAGAAAAUCUAAUUUCGAAUCUCCUUUCCUUAAAGCAUUGGAGUUAGAACAAAAGCACAUGGAACUGAUGGAUAGUCCUCUUUUGGCAGCCCAACAGGUGGAUGUUUCUUUGGAAAACAUUGAUCCUACUCUGUACGCCUCAUUCUUGGCAUCAAGACCAGAUAACUUCGAAACAACAGCCAUUGCUGAAAUCAUUAAUUGUGCUACUAAGAUCACAGGUGUCCCCUUGCACAUUGUACAUUUAGCUACUCACGAGGCAAUCCCAUUGAUUAGAGCUGCUAAGGCCAGAAACUUACCUAUCACCGCCGAAACAUGUUUCCAUUACCUUUCAUUGACGGCUGAAAAGAUUUCCAACUGCCAUACUCACUUCAAAUGCUGUCCUCCAAUUAGAACAGACGAUAACCGUAAGUUACUUUGGAGAGCUUUGAGAAACGGUUUAAUCACCACAGUUGUAUCUGACCACUCCCCGUGUACACCAGAUUUAAAAGGUUUGGAAAAGGGAGACUUCUUCUCUGCCUGGGGUGGAAUCUCCUCAGUUGGAUUCGGCUUACCAAUUAUGUACACGGAAGGUCGUAAGUUGAAUCCUCCAAUCACCAUUGCUGAAAUCUCAAGAUGGUGUUCCUGGAAUACCUCAAAGCAAGUCGGAUUGUCCCAUACCAAGGGGAAAAUUGCAGUUGGAUAUGAUGCAGAUUUACUUAUCUUCGAUCCUACUGCCGAGUACAUUGUUGCUAACAACAAGACCUACUUCAAGAACAAAUUAACUGCCUACGACGGACUGAAGUUUACAGGUAGGGUCAUGGAGACUGUAGUUAGAGGGAAGUCAGUCUUCGAAUAUGGAAAGGGUCAUUCAGACAUUGCUAUGGGUAAGCUUAUACUUGAACCAAGGGUCGAUUAA